Dreissena polymorpha is the source of this 4245-nucleotide messenger RNA. Its product is annotated as adhesion G protein-coupled receptor B3-like. Gene Ontology annotation, biological process: cell surface receptor signaling pathway; adenylate cyclase-activating G protein-coupled receptor signaling pathway. Gene Ontology annotation, cellular component: membrane. The record is from RefSeq and is a predicted model, not a curated record. The transcript has 25 exons. Lineage: Eukaryota; Metazoa; Mollusca; Bivalvia; Myida; Dreissenidae. The coding region runs from base 87 to 2966 and encodes 959 amino acids. Gene Ontology annotation, molecular function: G protein-coupled receptor activity.
GUGGAGGUUGGUACAGUGAUUCUAAUUCGGAUUACCAUCAUCAAAUAAAAUACAAAAACGCGACAACGUUCGGUUCUGAGGCUGUUAUGACGUGCAAUCCGGGGCACCAUGUCGUCAACAAAACUAACAUACGUUCUGAAUCAGCUUAUUGUACAGAAAAUGGCACAUGGAGUGCACCUACCUAUUCAGCGUGUGUUCCAAUAGAUUGUGGAGAUUGGCAUAGUGAUAAUAUUUCUGAUAACCACCUAGCAAUAAUCUACAUAAACGCGACAACGUUUGGUUCUGAGGCUGUUAUGACGUGCAAUCCGGGGUACCAUGUCGUCAACAAAACUAACACACGAUCUGAAUCAGCUGUUUGUACAGAGAAUGGAACAUGGAGUACACUUACUUGUUCGGCGUGUGUUUUAAUAGAUUGUGGGAAGUGGUAUAGUGAUUCUAGUUUGGAUAACCAUCAACCAAUAAUUUACAAAAACGCGACAACUUUCGGUUCUGAUGCUGAAAUGACGUGUUAUCCGGGGUAUCAUGUCGUCAACAAAACCAACACACGUUUUGAAUCUGCUACUUGUACAGCGAAUGGAACAUGGAGUCCACUUACAUAUUCAGCGUGUGUUCAAAUAGAAUGCCCAGUUUUGGAUACUUACGACAAUCUAACAAUCGAAUUGGCGCCAAAUCCAUCAAAGGCAAUCUCCAACACGACGGCAACGUUUUCUUGUUCACCGGGCACGACGCUGGUCGGUUUGGCAACAUUAACAUGCAGGAUUACUGGUCAAUGGACAGGACCUGCACCUAAAUGCAUUGUGUUGCAAGAGUCUGUUGGUAAUUGUUCUAUCGACAUGGAUACCAAAAAAAGAACUUGGAACGAAACACAACCGGGGAGGAUUGUUGAGGAUGAUUGUCCAAGUGGAUUUUUCGGGAAAGUAAGUCGGCAAUGUAGUCAGGAAGGAAAAUGGCUCAAACCUUUUUACAACUGCGUAUCCAAACGCGUAGCUGAAUUAAUAUCAACGGUGGAAAGACUCAAAGAAUCACCGACUGCUGCGAAAAUCACCGACAGUCUUGAUCAGCUAGUUAAUGUAACAAAACCUGCAAACGGUACAGCCUACAUUGGCGAACUUAACGCUAUAACUGACAUGCUGGACACGAUAGCAAGCGUCAGUGACUACAAGGAGGUUACACAUGAGCAAGCCAAUUCGUUCUUUACCGCAACAAGUAAUUUACUGGAUAGUGAUAACGCUGAGUCAUGGCAAUCAGGGGACGACCAAUAUGGAACUGAUGUGCCACCUGACGGAUCUAACACGAGUACGGCUAAUUAUGGUGCGAUGAAAGUUGUUAAUGUGGUUGACAAAUAUACAGACAUUUUAAUGCUUUCACUAGGAAACGAGUCUGAUACCAGUAAAACUAUACCUACGUAUAAUAUGGUCGUGCAUGUCACACAGAUAAACAAAACAGCAGCCGAGUUGAAAUUUCCAAAUUUUUCAAGCUCUAUAAUUCUGCCGAACACUUCAUUAAUUGGAUCGCACUCCAUCGGAGCAGUUUUGUACAAAAAUCUGACAGGACUCAUUUCAUCAGUGUUGAAAAAUUACAGUGAAUCCACUAUAAAUUCAGAAGUUGUGACCGUGACCUUAGAUAACUGGGAAAACACCACCGACUUUGUGGUAGACAUAACAAUGAAGUACGCUCAGGACCUACAUGCACCACCUAUUUGUAGUUUUUGGAAUGCCACAAUUUUUUCCUGGGACACCUCCGGAUGUCGAGUCCUGUUCUCAGAACAUUCUAGCGCAACGUGUCGUUGCACGCACCUGACGAAUUUUGCAGUCCUCAUGAGUCCAAUUAUUCAGAGCAAUGUGAACACGAAAGACCUCGACAUCAUUUCUAUAGUCGGUUGUUCAAUAUCAUUGGCCGGAUUGGGGCUGACAGUUAUUGUCCAUAUUGUGCUUUGGAAGUAUGUUGGCAAACGACGUGUUGCAGUGCUGUUGAAUUUGUCUAUAGCUCUCAUCAUUUCUUACGUUAUGUUUAUUGGCGGCAUCGACAGAACGGAAAACAAGAUCGUGUGCACAACCGUGGCGUCUUUGUUGCACUACAUUUACCUGGUGGUUUUCUCCCUUAUGCUGGUGGAAGGUAUCGACAUCGCCGUUUCUAUAUUAAUUGUCUUUAAAACAAAAUCAAAAUUGAAAUGGAUGCUGACUGCAGCUUGGGUUGCUCCUGCUGUGAUCGUUGGAACUACGCUUGGUGUUACCAAAACAGAAGGAUACGGCAACGAACAGUCAUGCUGGUUGACCAUCAAGGAAGGUGUCAUUUGGGCCUUUGUUGGACCAGCACUGCUAGUGGUCUUGGUCAACUUCGUCAUUCUAGUGAUUGUGAUAAGGGCAACACUAAGAUCGUAUGCAAUGGCAAAGAAGUCAACAGUUGAAAGAUCAAAAUCAGCAGUGCGGUGUCUAGUAGUACUACUACCUUUAAUGGGACUAACGUGGGUUCUGGGGGUUUUCUAUCUGGACGAAAGCAUGGCCUGGGUACAGUACGCCUUCGCUGUGUGCAACAGUCUGCAGGGUUUUGUGAUUUUCUUGUUCCAUUGUGCUUUCAACAAAACGCUUUGGAAAGCAUGUAAAACAAAACAACAAAGGUCGUCGUACGCCAGUAGCACUUACCUCAAAUCUAGAAGCACUUCAGUAAGAUCGAUAACUACGGAACACAGCGAAGUAUGCAUGACCGUACACGACCAAUCCAGAAUAUCGUCAGUUGACGCAUUGGCCAAUACACGCUUUAGCGGCCUGCCUGACAGAAAACCAAUGCACACAACUGAGGUUACUGACAAAGAAGAACACAUCGAUGGUAUCGUUGAACACUUUGAGAAAAGCGCUAAUGACGAGACGAUUCAAAGAAAAGAUGAUGCGAAAUCGGUGAACACAGAUAGGAAUGACGUCGGAAUGGAAAAUAAGACACAACAAGACUUCUAUAGUGAAGUGUUAUAGAUGUUUAAGUGUAACUUAAUCAAACAUGUGUGCGGACUUUUUGAAUACAACACCGUUUGGAAAGUCUCAUAACAUCACGGAAAGUGUCCGAAGUCUAUGCGCAUAAUGCUGUUAAGAAAAAUAUUUCACGGACAUAAUAAACGAAAAUAAAAGGUUGUUUGGUUUAUAUAAUUUGGUAUUUAAACAUUGAACGACAGUUUAGAAAUUCAUACCGCUAACAUGUAUGAUAUUUGAAUAUUGAUGCAAGAGUUUUAUGUGAUCUAACAUGGGUGAUGUCGCCUCGUUCAAUAUGGAUUUUUUCAGUUCACCGUCACGCAAUACUGCACAACAAAAACUCUAUUUUGUAUAAUAUAACACAUAGACAUUCCAUAUUAGUUAACUUGUUUUAUAUAAUGUAAUAGUUGUUACAUAGUUAAAGGCAAAUAUAAACAGUCAUCACGGAAUGAGAGGAAUGUGUGGAAAACAACCCAAGAUGGUGAAAGUUAUGUGCCAGAUGAUAGAGAUUUCUCAGAUAUACUUUCACGUGUUCUUGAUGAUGUUGCUGUCAGUGAAAAUUUUAUUCAAUUUAGACGGAAAGUAUUGUUCUCUGUUGAACGUGCAAUUACUGUGAAGUUAAUCGCAUUUUUGCAUAAUAGACGAGCUUAUAUAUUUGGAAGUCAAAUCGAGGGCACUACAACAGCCGGAAUGAUGUCUGAUACAGACUUUUUGCCUCGUUUUGAUACGUUUUGUUUGUUUCUUGAUUCAGAAAAUCCUCCUCUUCAGCCGCAUACACACCAAUUCGUUGUUAAGGUGAGCACAAACGGUUGUGCUUCGCAGUACUGUAUUUUAACAAUAAUUGAACCAUCAACACAAGCAAUACUUUUUCGAAAACUUGAUCCUAAUCGAGAUCCUGUUGAUAUCAUGACUUUUUUACAAAGGGAUUCGACGACAACUGAUGGCAUGACUCCACAUACGGUUAUGUUCGAGCCCAUAAACCAACUAAACAAACAUACUGAAGACAGGAAAACGGCACGGACCUGCAGAAAGUAAAGGUCGUGUCGACUUAGUUCGCGCAUGUUACUGUAAAAGUAUUCCAAAACAAUGCAGGUUUGUUUUCGAAAGGCCUUGCCCUGGCCAUUGGCCUUCGGAGAAGACGUUGAAAAAAAAACAAGAAAUAUGGUGUGUUUAUAGUUCCACAGGGACCCCCUUAAUUUUCGAACAUUUGUACAUACGAUAUUUCUGAAUACCAAUGGCGAAUUUCCACAAAUCUAACAGAGCGACUAUUUAUGUUCAGCUUAGA